Anopheles nili is the source of this 532-nucleotide messenger RNA. RefSeq names its product peptidyl-prolyl cis-trans isomerase-like 3. Bases 47 to 532 code for a protein of 161 amino acids. The record is from RefSeq and is a predicted model, not a curated record. Gene Ontology annotation, biological process: protein folding; protein peptidyl-prolyl isomerization. The transcript is spliced from 3 exons. Gene Ontology annotation, molecular function: peptidyl-prolyl cis-trans isomerase activity. Gene Ontology annotation, cellular component: catalytic step 2 spliceosome. NCBI's taxonomy places the organism in Eukaryota, Metazoa, Arthropoda, Insecta, Diptera, Culicidae.
UGCAAAGGCUCUGACUACCAUUGAAAUUUAAAAAUUUAUUAGCAACAUGAGUGUUACGUUCCAUACCGAUGUUGGUGACAUCAAAAUAGAGCUUUUUUGUGACGAAUGUCCAAAAACAUGUGAAAAUUUCUUAGCUCUAUGUGCAAGCGAUUAUUAUAAUGGUAAUCUGUUCCAUAGAAAUAUCAAGGGCUUCAUCGUACAGACUGGUGAUCCCACUGGAACAGGUAAGGGGGGUCAAUCCAUUUGGAAACGAAAGUACGAGGACGAGUUCAAAGAAAAUUUGAAGCACAACGAACGAGGCAUGCUAUCGAUGGCAAAUAGUGGUCCAAACACAAAUGGAAGCCAGUUUUUCUUCACAUACGCUGCACAACCCGCAUUGGAUUUGAAGUACACGCUUUUUGGAAAAGUUAUUGAUGGUUUUGAAGCGUUGGAUGAGCUGGAAAAACUUACUGUGAAUCCGAAAACUUACCGUCCAUUGGUCGAGAAAAAAAUCAACAGUGUCACAAUACAUGCAAAUCCCCUAGCUGGUUGA